AUGAACCUGUUCUACUGCUUCCAGAAUGAGUGGGGUCCACUGAGGGGACUGAGCCUAGCUAUAAUAAGCUCAGUGGCAUCAUGCACACAACAAAAGAAAAUUGAAGAACUAGAAGCACAACUUCAGGAAGCUGAAGACAUUGUAAAAGACCUUAGGGAAGAGUUGAGAGCAAUUGAAGCAGAACCUGAGAGGUUCCCAAGAAGCAAACAAGUAAGGCAUCACGUACAAGUAGACAAUGCAUCAAUUCCUGAACCCCCUGUUACCGAAGUACAACCCAAUUCAAAAAGUCAGAGACUUUAUAAUUCUUUAUUUACAUUAAAGAAAUCUUUAAUCAGCAACGGGGAUUUACUUUCUAUAAUAUUGAGAAGCAAAGAAACCAAAUUGUAUAGAAACGGGUGUACUCAAAGAAUCCGAGCAUGCGAACGAACCCCACCAGAAAUAGGUGACACAAAGCCCGAGUCAAUUGUCAAAGAGGAUGAAGUAGUUGAUAAAUUACAUAUAACACCCUCUGUGGAGGAGAAACAAGUAGUAAAGGAGAUGGAUCUAAUGGCUGAGAAAGAUGGAAUAAUGAAACAGAAGAGCACAGAAAUGGAGGUCGAUCCACCAUUAAAGAGUUCAGAAACAAAGCUUGAUAAAGCAAGAUUAUUGAAGCUUGAGGAAGAAAGAUAUUUGAGCCAUUGGCUUGGACCAGAGAUCGAUGGUGAGACCUGUAAUUAUGUGGUUAGUAAAAACCGAAGAUCAAUUGAAGUAUUGUGGGUAUCAGCGAACACUAUUGAAGGAAUAUUUCAAUGGAGGGAUGGGAAAUUUCUUUGGCUGUCGAUUUCAACUUUCAUGGAGGGAAGGGAAAUUUUCGGCUGGACGGAAAGGGAAACAAGCCCUAAAUAUUUCGAAGAAGUUAGGCUGACCGGAAGCAAGGAUGGUAGUACCCACCAGCUCGGGUGCAACAUUGAGGAGAUGGAAAUCAAUGGAUUGGAUUUUGGAUUUACCUAG
Lactuca saligna is the source of this 990-nucleotide messenger RNA. NCBI's taxonomy places the organism in Eukaryota, Viridiplantae, Streptophyta, Magnoliopsida, Asterales, Asteraceae. The record is from the annotation of a GenBank genome assembly.